GUGUUCACACACUUGCCUCUGUGUGCGUGCAUGUGCGUGUAUGUGUGUGUGUGUGCGUGUGUGUGUGUGUGUUCAGAGCAAGUAUUUAAAGAGCAAGCUAUUUCCUCUGCUCAUUUGCUCAUCAUGGAUAUGAAAGUUGCGUUUGUGAUUGUCUGUCUGUGUACUCUGGCCAUCACCUCGACUGAAGGUGGCAUCCCAAAAUGCUGCAUCACAACCAGAAAGAACAUUCCUAAGCCGUUGCUUAAGCAGGUUCAAAGAUGGAAAAUUCAGCAAAGCAGCGGCGCGUGUGACAUCUCUGCAUUGAUACUGUAUGUAAAGGGGAGGAGCAAGCCCAUAUGUGUUGAUCCUAAAGUGAAGAGAAUAUUGGUGACGCUGCUGCCGCUAAUCAAACGGAGCAAGCUGAAAGCAUCUUACUAAGAUGGAGAAAGACAAAUUUCCCAAAAUGUAUCUGUUGUG
Molecule: messenger RNA, 456 nt
Organism: Etheostoma cragini (Arkansas darter)
Lineage: Eukaryota; Metazoa; Chordata; Actinopteri; Perciformes; Percidae
Gene: ccl27a
Product: chemokine (C-C motif) ligand 27a
Exons: 3
Coding region: 31-417 (128 amino acids)
Biological process (GO): immune response
Cellular component (GO): extracellular region
Molecular function (GO): chemokine activity
Source: RefSeq, a predicted model, not a curated record